CUUCGAGAAGAUGACAAGUGCUCUGCCCCGGAUAUGACGUCAUUUUGCUGAAUAGGGGAACAAGAGAAAGGUGUGGCACGUUGCUUAAUACUUACACUAGUUGUUAUAAUUUUCACGAUUUUACUUUCUGAAAAUAAUGGUUCUUGUUGGAGCCGUAACUCUACCUCAUGCAGGAAUAUCUUUCGAUGGCGAAGGUGCUGCAAGCCCCUCUGAAUCAUGUCGUAGAAGAUACGCUGGGCUUCCUCAGGAGUUACAGACGACCCUCACUGAUCUCUUUAAGUGCAUCGUAAAAACUUGUCAAAAUGCUGCAUCUCUGAAGCCAGAUCUUGUUGUAUUACACACACCACAUGGUAUUUCAUUGUCUAAAAGUCUUGGAGUAUAUUUGAACGACGUUGCUAAAGGAGAUGCUACGUGGAAAGAUGAAUGGGCUGAUUUCAAAGUGGAAGUGCCAUUGGAUAAAGCGAUGUCGGAAAAAAUAAUUGAGCAUUUAGAAACGGAGGGAAUCAAUGUUCAGGGUGUGAGAACGUUUGACGUUCUUGAAACACCACUUCGAUGGGGAGAGGUUAUUCCAUUGUGGUAUUUGAAUAGAGAGUUCGAAAACACCCAUAAGCAUCCUAAAUACGUCAUUAUUAGUCAGCCAAUCAAGGAAAUCGCCGUGAAGGAUGUAAUGAUUGAUAUUGGUAGGUCUCUUGGUAGAUACUUUGAUCAGACUAAAUUUAGAACCUUGUUCGUGGUCAGCGGAGAUCUUUCUCAUGCACAUUUUAACCAUUACAAAAAUUUACCCUAUUAUUCACCUGAUCCGAAAUGGGCCUUACCUCAAAGUUCAUGUAAGGCAGAGCUUUUUGAUUGUGCUAUUGUGUCUUGGGUAAUUUCUCAGCCUAAAAAUUCAGAAAGCAAAACCACAUCUAAUGGUGUUUGGAACGUCGCUAAUGCCCACUAUUGGCUAUCAAAGGCCGAGGAGCUUGAAAAGGAAGCAUACUCUUGUGGUCUUGGUGGAUUUUUUGUUCUUCAUGGAAUUCUCUCUCAAUGUAACAAGCCAAUAUACAGUAGAAUGUUCGGGAGAUUUGCACCGUUCUAUUACGGUAUGAUGGCUUCUUCUUUUAUCAUUAAAAUGAAAACUCUGCAAUAUGAACAUCAAGUUUUCAGUUAAGAACGUCCCACAAGAUGACUCAAAUUAGUGGAAUUAAUUGAAUACAGUAUGCUCGGCUUUAUAUGUUGUUUAUGUAUUUUGGAUGCACUACUGUGCGUGUUUGUUUUUACGUUACCUGUACAGUAAACACAAACCAAUAAACAUAAAAUCCGCA
Messenger RNA from Xenia sp. Carnegie-2017, 1304 nucleotides. RefSeq lists its product as uncharacterized. The transcript has 2 exons. Lineage: Eukaryota; Metazoa; Cnidaria; Anthozoa; Malacalcyonacea; Xeniidae. The coding region runs from base 137 to 1150 and encodes 337 amino acids. Gene Ontology annotation, molecular function: ferrous iron binding; oxidoreductase activity. The record is from RefSeq and is a predicted model, not a curated record.